CUCGCUGUCAAUGUCGCUUUUUAUUCUCGGAGGAGCAGCUGCAUUAAGGCGCUUUUGUCAACAUUGCAUUCAUGUUGCGCCCAGUGCCCGCUCGCGCUGCUCUCAAACAUCCCGAGAGCGAGAAACGCUCACUUCGAUGCUGACAUUUGCAAACCCUCGCGGCGACGCUCGGCCACGCGCGCGUUCCGGUGGCAACAAAAUAAAUAAAAGACGGAGAGGCCAGAGCGCGCGGCGCGUUCACGUACAGUGAUCCCACCGUGAUCCGGGGGGUGGAGGGGGGGGGGAGAUGGCGAGUGGGCUGUCAUGCAGCAGCUAUGCGUGGCGUGGCGCGCACAGACGCAUGGCUGCAUCGACAGUCACCGCCUAAAUUUAGCCGCCGCUGGGGACAAGUGGAGAUGUCAUCUGGGCUUGGACGGCUGGAGACUUCCUCCGGGAAUAUAUGCCGCUUGACGGCACACUCUUAUUGGUCGUGCCAGCAUUGCCAGAGUUGAGGAGAGAGUGCUAUUUGGUUGGCUAUGAACGGAUGCAUCAUGUUAUGGGAGCAGCCGGUAUUCUCGUCCGAGGCGCAGGUGUUCCAGAUCGACCCAACGACGCAGCGCUCCUGGCUGCCCGUGAGCCAGCAGGUGGUCAGGGUCUCCUUCUACCACGAUGCCGUGCGCAACAUCCACCGCAUCAUCAGCAUCGAUGGCACCAAGGUCAUCAUAAACAGCACUAUCUUGCCAAACAUGAAGUUCACCAAGACAUCGCAGAAGUUUGGCCAGUGGGCUGACGGCAAGGCCAACACGGUGUACGGGCUGGGCUUCAACUCCGAGAAGCUGCUCAUGGAGUUUUCCCAGAAGUUUGAGGAGAUCAAGGAGGGUUCUGCAGGCAAACAGCAACCGAUGCAGGAUGGGGUGAAUGGCGCAGCCACGGGGUCCGGCACGGGGCCGUCCUCCACCACGGACACUGGCAAGCUCCCACCGAGACCUCUGGGACCGCUGGAGAGGCUCAACAAGCUGAACGAGAGGCCGCGCCCUCCGGUGUCGGAGAAGCCAACCGAGGCGGCGGUGCUGCGCCGGGAUGGGCCCCCGCAGAACGGCAAAGGGGUCCGCCCCCUCUCGAUGGGCCCUGUGGCUGGCAUGCAGGCCCCGGGCCGCACGGAAACGUGGGCAGCGGAGAUGGCAGCGUGCCGGCACGAGUGCGAGCAACUUCAGCACAAGGUGGCCGAGCUGGAGGGCCGGAAGGCCGAGGCUGACGCGCUGGCGGUGCGGAACGCGGAGCUGAACGGGCGCGUGGCUGCGCUGGAGGCUCGGCUCGCGGAGCGGGAGCAGGAGCUGGGGACGCUGAAGAUGAUGUCAGAGGAUUCUAAUCAGGUGCACAGACAGAAAGAGGAUGUCAUGCAAAAGCUAAAGGCUGCCGAGGAGCGUGCCCAUCAGAUGGAGAGCCAGCUGCGCGAGCUGGAGCGGCGCCUGGCGGACGGGCGCGCUCGCGAUGCCACGCGCAGGGCCCAGCUGCAGGCGUCGCUGCGCUCGCUCGACGGGAAGAUCUCCGAGCUGGCCGAUCUGCGCAACUCGCUCGCGCAGCUGGCCGUGUGAAACGCCGCCGCUGCCGCCGCCACCUCCGCGGCUCUCGCGGCGAUGAACUCGCGCGUUUGCGCGUUUGACAACGGAUGUCGGCGCGGCGUCAAGAUACGGUGAUUUAAGUGCGCUGCUCGGCGCUGCAGUAGCGGAACAAUUAUGGCCUCGCGCUUGCUCAUUCAGAAUGGCUGGCGGCCAGCUGACACACCCCUCACCACUUUCUUCGUGGUGUCCGAGACAAGUCCGAGGCCAGAAUUCUUUGCUUCUGUAUUACCCGUGGGCACACUUUAUCGUUUAUAUACAUACAUACAUACACAAAGUUAUUAAUAUAAUAAUUAACAAUAACACACCCGGCCAUCGUGCAUCUAGAGAAAGCAGCACCAGCAACACAUGACGAUGUAAACUAUGCUUAUUCAUUCAAUGCUCCGUUGAUUACAAUACAAAUAAUAUAUUGGAAAAACAAUAGCAAAUUCAUGAAUGAAUGGCACUGGAAUGAACAGGUGUUGGUUAACGGUAUGCACUCAAUACCCAUGUGGUUAACUUGCCACCUAGUUCCAGAACUCUGGAGACUUUCGCCUUCCAAGUCACCUCACUCCCAUGUCUGAUAUUCUAUGACAAAUAAACCCUGGGGAAAGAAAAACAUAGGUUGCAUCUGCGGCAUUUUUGCAGGAAUGUGCAGCUAUUCCAACGGGAGAUAAACUUGGGUCAUGCACUUCAUGGUAUCCCUGUAUGUGUUUGUGCUCGUGUUGACGUGCGAGCACGUGUGUGUGUGUUCUAUUUAAAUUAUGUAAUUAUGUAAUGUUCAGAUGUCAGCUAACUACCAUUGUAUCAAUUAAUUGUCAGCCUUAUGAUUUCGAAUGUGUACGUGAAUAAAUUAAAAUGUUCAUCUUUGGUGGAUGGUUAUGUUCCCACCGUCAACGU
Messenger RNA from Petromyzon marinus (sea lamprey), 2477 nucleotides. RefSeq names its product homer protein homolog 1-like. NCBI's taxonomy places the organism in Eukaryota, Metazoa, Chordata, Hyperoartia, Petromyzontiformes, Petromyzontidae. The record is from RefSeq and is a predicted model, not a curated record. Gene Ontology annotation, molecular function: G protein-coupled glutamate receptor binding. Gene Ontology annotation, biological process: G protein-coupled glutamate receptor signaling pathway.